Messenger RNA from Macrobrachium nipponense, 13945 nucleotides. RefSeq names its product fibrocystin-L-like. The transcript is spliced from 82 exons. The record is from RefSeq and is a predicted model, not a curated record. Lineage: Eukaryota; Metazoa; Arthropoda; Malacostraca; Decapoda; Palaemonidae. The coding region runs from base 100 to 13368 and encodes 4422 amino acids.
GACGCUUUACCCACGAUCGUGAGGAAUCCAUCAUUUAUAGCAGGGGUGUCUGCCUCGUCUCGUCAGACAAGGCCCUGUCCUCGCAGUGGCAUUGCAAAGAUGGACUUCAGACUGCUUCUGGCAGCCCUGCUCGUCGGAGCUGCUCACGGAGCCAGAAUCGCUGACAGCAGUCCUUACUGGCUGGGGUAUGGAGGCGGCAUCUCCUUGUUUAUCUCGGGCACAGGAUUCAGCGAAGAUCAGUUCAGCCACUUUGACACGACCCUGGGCAACAAGGUGAAACUCGUCAAUGAGGUCGACACGGUCGAUUGCGAGGUCAUCCCUUAUUUGACCAACACCGAGAAGAUUGUCUGCGUCGUUGGGCAAAGGCUGAACGUCAAUGCUCCGUCUGUCUAUGUCAUCAAGGUCUUCGCUGAUGGCGUGGAGGCCUCAGGAUCAAGGACAGUUGAGUUUGCCAGCUGGAUGUCACCAGUCAUCGAGAGGAUGAACCCACGGUGGGCACUGCCAGGGGAAUUCGUGGAGAUGACAGGCUACAUGCAGACUGACAGGUUCCAGGUUGUGGAUUUAAACGAUCCUCUGGAAGAUGAUUUGUCCUCUGGAAGAGUUAUGACGGGGGCAUACGUCGGCAAGGUCGAAUGUGAAAUGGUGAAUGAAACAACUGGGGUACUCCACUACCCUCUCAAUACCAAUAGCCUCAAGUGUAAGGUGCUCAGCCAAAACAUUGGCCCUAUGAACGGGUCCGUUUACGUGACAACAAGAGGUGCAGCCGAAACCAGGUGGUACGGGAUGUACUCGGAUUCUCAAGACAAGCUUUAUCAGUACCACACGUACGCAGGUGUGGAGAGCGUGUCUCCGAGCACAGGUUCCCCAGGUGGAAGCACAUUGAUUACCGUCACUGGUGUCGGUUUCAGCAACAUCGCAGGUGCAACAGAGGUUCGAGUUGGAGGUGCUGUGUGUGACAUCCAGUCUGUCUCGUACAACUCGCUCACGUGUCUGACGCCUGCCCAAGACACCACGUCUCCAGGACCACGAGAAAGAGGGUUCCUCUGGGAGUUCUGGGAGGGGGCCUACCCUGAAAUCUGGAAUGACGCUCAGUGGAAUACCCUGGACUCCACCCAUCCAAAUUACACUUCCGAUUACAAGCUGGACAUCAACUUCAACGUGACAAUGUCUGUUCCCUCCGCUGGCAAGCUCUCAGGGUACCUGAACAUGCCCCACGACGGUAACUACUCCUUCGGCUUCCACGCCUUGAAUGCCUCGGUCCGUAUCUACAUAGCUGCCAAUGGGAAUCCAGCCAAUCUUACAUUUGUGAAUUACUGGGAGAAGGUCUUCUUGUACAAGGACACCCCCGCUUACUUUGAGAUCCGCUACAGAGGCACCGCGUCGACCAUCUUCAGAGGGUUGAUGAACGACUUCGCACCAAAGUACUCCCGCUACCAAACUCACUUGGCCUUAGAUGAGAAGCAGAGGUUGUACCUCAAUCCCAGGGUGAAAUGGGACAAGCAGCGACUCACGCCUAGCGGCACUCUGGCUGCUGCCAGUCUCUACCUGAAUGGAUUUCUGUCUCCGCCUGUUAAUGUGUCAGAUGCCAGCAAGGUAAGAACGGCUGUUUUAGGACUGGUUGAUCAGCAAUGCGAAGACGUGGCAACAGAUCCGACAAUCUCCACUCGAUCCGGGUUCGAAAUUGGAAGUGAGGACCCGCCUGGUAGACGUGGCAGCAUUGUCGAUGACGUCAAGCCAUUCUGCGGAAGGUAUUCAUUUAUGGUCCAUGAAACAGAUCCCAAAGUGUAUGACCAGAGUGAUGAUAAACUUAUGGUGGAUGUCCUUAAGUUUAAUUACGUGUGCUUCGCCAUAAAAGGAAAUGCCAAGAAGAGUAUGAAAGUGGAGUUCUACUGGUGGGACAAAUGGAACAGAUGGAGGAGCGAUGCUGUUUGGUUUGACCAUACCUACACGUCUGAUCCAAACACAUGGAGUUAUCAGUGCCACGACAUCUUCAAGGUCAUGAACAGUUCCUCGAUCAACACCCAACGAAACAAAGGCGCAGUCGUGAAGGCCAGAAGAGUAUGGGCUCCCUUACCCCAUUCCAGCUUCGAUGAUGUCUAUGUUGAUGAGUUCAUGUUCUCUGACGAAAGCGUUGGUGUGACCCAGGCAAGACCAUCAGCCCUUCAAUCCCAGGGUAUCCUAAUUAGUAACAUCACCGUGACCCCGGUGGUAGUGGACGGCGUGACUUCGCUCGACGUUGAGUUCAUAACUUCCAACUGCUACGGGAACUUCCCCUUGUUGGGCGUCACUAGCGGAGCACCAAAUCCCUCCUGGCUAACGGAGCUGGACAGCAGUGCCACUGAUGCCAGCUUCACUGUAAGGGGGGGUACGGUGAAUGUAACACGUUUAGUGACAGCCACUAACGUAAUUUCGGGCACAUGGUCAAUGGACAUCAUGGGAGCUACACUAUCAGGACUUGCGCCCGAUGUCAGCCCACACGUCCUUGAGGAAAUGGUUAACGGAGCCCUGGGCACCACCGGCAUCGACGUCAGGCAGUGGGGUACAUGCAAUACCAGAAAGUGGACCGUAGAGUGGCUCGAGGAUCCAGGUCCAAAGCCCUUGAUUACAGUCGAUGAUUCACAGCUUGUCUUCGAUGGAGAUUCCUUUUCAUUUACUGUUAGUCGAGAUCAGGACGGCAGACUAUGGCAUGAUCCAAUAGUGGCAGACUUUGUGAUUGUACACAGGGAAGAACCUCACGUUUCAGUGACAGUCAAUGGAUACUCAGCUGCCUGCCUUGGGGACUGCUCCUACGCUUUUGAUGCGUCUGGUGCUCCAACCUUAUCAUCUGUGGCCGGAAGUAUGGGGGUCUCUGGAGAACACACACUUACAAUCAUGGGGUCUGGUUUCACCAGCUCUGACAUGAGUAGCUACUCUGUGACUGUCGGAGGCGUUGACUGCGUAGUCAGUGCUGUGGCUACAACAACAGUCACUUGCACAGCAUCCUACCUGCCUGCCGGAGUGCAUUCAGUCAACGUCGUCAUGCAACCUAUAGGCGCUGCCCUUCAGCCGAACCCAGCACUGACCUACACAGUGACAUUGUCUGUCACUUCUGUCACUCCUGCUACAGGAGGUACUGGAGGUGGUUACUCCGUCAUUGUCCUAGGCUCAGGUUUCCCUGCAGAUCUGGAUGGAUGGAGCGGUAACUCUGUAACCUUGGGUGGAGUUGCUUGUGACGUCACUGCCGCCGAUGGUGCGUCUGUCACCUGCACCGUUCCAGCUGGGGCUGCAGGCUCAGUUGAUGUAUCUGUAACCAUUAGUGGUCAGACAUCCACCUUGACCAGUGGGUUUACCUAUGAUUCUACACUGUCAGCCUCAAUUACAACUGUUUCUCCUACGACAUCAAACGUAUUAGGAGGGAGUGUGCUUAGCAUCACUGGCACUGGCUUUGGCGAUGGAACUGGCGGCUAUGUCAAAGUUGGACCAAACACUUGUGGAGUUGUAAGCUGGACAGGUACCUUGAUUACCUGCACUUUGCCAUCAAAUAACCCAGGAGUACAAGCUGUUUCUGUUUACACAGGAAGUCAGGGCUUUGCCAGUGGGUCAGCAUCCGUGACAUACACAUUCAAAAUCACAGGGUCAUCGUCAGCUACGGGGUCUGUAUUUGGAGGCACUAUCCUGGUUCUUGAUGGUGAAGGCUUCGGCACUGAUUGCUCACUCCUCGAGGUAGAAAUUGGCGAUGGAAUGGUGUGUGAUGUUCUGGAGUGCUCAGACGUUCAGAUCACCUGCAUCACUCGCCUGGUUUCAGUUAAUCAUGUUGUCACCAACAUGGGUAUUUAUCCAGGUUAUGGCACAGGUUUUGCUUGGUCUCCUAAAGUUCUGACUAUCACGGAAGGUGACAGUAUCACCUGGAACUGGAGUAAGCCAGACCCACUCUCUCAGGCCCUCUUCAGCAUCUUCCAGACAGCCACAGCCGCUGACAAGACAUACGAUGGCUCUGGAUUCAACUCUGGAGCUCCUAUGUCAUCUGGAUCCUAUACUGUAGAGUUCCCACAUGCUGGCACCUUUUUCUAUGCUGGUAGCCCAGUGACAGAUGCUGAAGAUGCUCUCGUUAUGACGGGACAGAUUAAUGUGGUCAAGCCGUCAGAAUCUGUUAAUAAGAUUACUGUUGAACUUGGCGAAAUUGAAGCUGAAUACGACCCUCUCGGCACAACUCCAUCUGUCUCAGUAGAUGGUUGCCCCUCUCUCAUCUCUACUCCUAUUGAUGGAUGUACUUCUACAGCACCUUCCGCCCCUGAUGCAGAGAACUUGUACUUUAUUAGUGAUCUCUGCCUGACACCUACAAUCACUGGAGUUUCUGCAAGUGCUGUAGAAAGCAUUGACGGGCUGCAAGGCAUCCAAGUUCGAACUGGAGUAACAUUGACCAUUACUGGAACUGGCUUCGGCACGACAGAUUGCCAGAGCUCUGUGAAGAUAGGCCCAGCAUCCUGCACUGUGACCGCGUCGACAGACACCUCCAUCACGUGUAAUUUGGACGACAGCAGCAACGUUGUCUCCCUGAAAGCUUUCCCAGUCACUGUAACUGUUGCUAACAGAGGGGCAGCUGCCAUCAGUGUGAGCAACUUUGUCACCGAGGGGCAGGUCACUGUAGUGCCAGUGGUUAGCUCAUUCACGCCAACAGAGGGGUCAGUGGCUGGAGGGACUCUGAUAACUAUCACAGGUUCUGGUCUAGUGGCUUUUGAUAACCAAGUGGCAGUGCCGCUAGGGUCCGGCAGCUGUGCCAUAGAGAGUCUGACCGCCACUGCUAUCACCUGUUCUACCCCGCCUACGCCUGCGUCCUCAUCUUCAGUGGCUGUCUUUGUGUCUGCUUUCAAUAUACAAGCUAUCAGUGACUUGGCAUCAUCUACUUACACCUUUAGUGCAUCAGCAACUCCAAUGGUGUCUGACGUGAGCGUCUCUGGCGACACAGUCACAAUUACUGGUUCAUCCUUUGGUACAUCUACUUCAGGAGUUACAGUAACUAUAACUGUCACUCCUACUAGACGCAAGAGAAGUCUAGAUGAGGACAUCCCUGCAGAGACCAAAAAGAGGGAGGUAAGGUAUCAGACAUAUUUCGACGAUGAUGAUGAAAUGCACGUUUAUGACGAAGAGGCAAAGGUCUCUCGCAGCACACGCCGCCCAAAGAUCAGCUCGGAUCUCUUUGAUCCACUGGAGACAGAAUCUGGAUUCUGGGGCAGGUUCACCAAUACUGAUGCUAAGACAUUUGAGGAAAGUGUGAGGCUUGGAGCAUGGAGGGUUGCAGGAAGCAAUUCUCAGUAUGUGAAGAAACUUCAAGCUGCUCAUGAAGAACGUGUUCUCAGGCAAAAGAGACAGACAAGUCCAGUAACCAUGACCUACAGCUGCACUGUCACUUCCGUCACUAGUACCAGCAUUCAGUGCACUGCCUCUGGAGUUCCAGCAAAUACUUACAGCGUAGAUGUAAACGUAGCAGGUUUAGGAACUGCUCAGUCAAGUGUUUCCUCCUUCACUGUUUCACCAGUCAUCAGCAGUAUUAGUCCGGUUCAAGGCAGCACUAAUGGUGGUGCUCUCCUUACUAUCAGUGGGUCUGGAUUUACUCCAGGGCAAGUUAGUGUUACACUAGACAGCGUUGACUGUCCUCUUGAGAGUGAGGCUGCAAAUAGUCUCAGCUGCAGAGUACCACCUCAUGCUGCAGGUGCAGUUUCUGUGGUUGUCAUGUCUUCAUCUGUUUCAGCUACAUCUUCAACCGACUUUACGUACGCCUCAGCAGUAACUCCAAUUCUGACCAGUGUUAGUCCAGACAGCAGCGUCUCUCCAGGAAUGACAUUAACACUGACAGGGUCAGGUUUUAAAUCAUCUGCAACAGACCCAACAGUCAUGAUUGGUGAAGGGUAUUGCACCAUUACUUCUGCCAGUGAUACUUCUAUUGUAUGCACGAGUCCCGAUGUUGCUGGAGGUUCACAUUCCGUUGUAGUUCGAGACGCACAGUACGGUGACUCGAACAGUGACAUUACUGUGUCUUACGAUUUCACAGUUACCACCGUAUCACCCACCUCAGGUGGAUUUGGCGGUGCUGCGAUCACCAUCACCGGAUUAGGAUUUGAUCCAAGUGGAGGCUCUGUGGUGACUGUUUGCGGGAAUCCUUGCUCUCUGAUCAGCAGCAGUUCGUCAACCAUUGACUGUCUUGCUCCUCCUUAUACAGCUGGUGGAACCAGUGUACCGUGUGACAUCAUAGUGACUAAUCCUGGAUCAGCUACAGCAACUUUGUCAUCUGGCUUCACCUAUGAUCAAGCCCUCACGCCUGCUGUCACCUCAGUUUCACCUAAGAGGGGUGGAACGGCUGGUGGCACUGUUGUCACAAUCACUGGCACUGGUUUCUCUGUCUCUGGCAAUGAAGUCUCCAUCGACGGAUCACCUUGCAUUGUUUCCUCUGAGACCACUACUGAGAUUAUUUGCGAGACGGAGCCCCACGCGGGUCCUGGCACAUUCCGAGUGGCUGUGAAGUCGCCAGGCCUAGGGAUGGCCACCACGGAUGAAAACGCCGAGUUCUUCUACAUUGAUCGUUGGAGUUCAAUUUACACAUGGGGAGGAAAUCCUGUUCCAUCUGCGGGACAACUGGUCGUCAUCACAAAGGGCCAGACAAUUCUCUUGGAUCAGUCUACAGACGUGAUAGGGGCCAUCAUCAUUCAAGGAGGCCAUUUGGUUUUCGAUGACGAGGCUGCAUCUGAGUUGAUAUUGCGCUCGAAGUACAUACUGAUUGUGGAUGGUGGUUCACUUAGCAUUGGGUCUGAGGAGGAGCCCUUCUUGAACAAUGCUGUUAUUGAGCUUCAUGGGAACACGCAGGACAUCGAAUUGCCACUAUAUGGUGCAAAGGUACUGGCCGUGCGCAAUGGCACCCUGGAUCUUCACGGUGCCCACAUUCCUAUCACAUGGACACACUUGGCCACCACUGCCAACCCAGGAGACUUGACGAUCACUCUCAAACAGCCAGUUACUUGGAAAGCUGGCGAUCAGAUCAUCAUUGCCACCACAGAGCACAGGUUCAUGGUCAACGAGAACGAAAAGCGAACCAUAGCCUCCGUAUCUGGUGACGGGCUGACAGUCACGCUCACAGAAGCUCUGCAGUACGAACACAUCUCGAUACAGCAGACUAUCGGGGGACGAAAUAUCGAGACUCGCGCUGAAGUCGGCCUUCUCACUCGCAACGUCAAGGUCCGGGGAAACAUCAACACGGACUUCAGUGAGGUCAUUGAAGCCUGUGAUGAGCAGUGGAAUCCAGGCCAGUUUGAAACGCAGUCUUGCUUCGAUGGACGAUUUGGCGAAGAAAUGGGCAGCGAUCAGUUUGGUGCCACUGUCAUGAUAUUCAGCAAAUUUCCUAAUCAAGAUUUGGUCGCUGGUCGCAUCGAAUAUGUUGAAGUUACCGAAGCUGGACAGGCCUUCAAUUUAGGUAGGUACCCUCUUCACUUCCACUUGGUUGGCAAUGUCAACACGUCAUACAUCAGAGGUUGCGCUGUGCACCGCACAUACAACCGAGCCGUGACUAUCCACGCAGCAGACUACCUGACCAUAGAGCGCAACGUUGUGUACAACAACAUGGGUCAUGCCAUCUUCACUGAAGAUGGUAUCGAACAGAACAAUGUUAUCCAGUAUAACCUCGCAGUCUACACCAGGACGUCGUCCUCACUUUUGAAUGUUGAUGUCACACCAUCAUCAUAUUGGGUUGUCAAUCCAAACAACAUUGUCCGCCACAACGCUGCUGCUGGUGGCACCCACUUCGGUUACUGGUACAGGCUGGAAAGAAACCCCUCGGGACCGUCUGCAACGACCUCCUAUUGCCAAAAUAAUGCUGUUAUGGGAGAGUUUACUAACAACACCGCCCACUCUAUUGGAAGGUAUGGUCUGUGGGUGUUCUCAAUGGACGGCUACUUCCCCAAAACAAGAGCCUGCGGAGGAAGUGACUUGGUUGCCAAGUGGCACAACUUCACAGUGUGGAGGUGCGACAGAGGAGCCGAGGUUGUCUUCGGUGGCAACCUCCAGUUCCACGGCUUCGUAACUCUAGACAAUGAACACGCCGGAUUGGAAAUGGUCAAGAUGCAGGGCAAUUUUGGUGAAGACGAUGGACCAGGUAUUUUCGACUCGCUUGUGAUUGGACACUCUGCAUUGUCACCUGGCGGCUGUGGCGACGAGACGAGCGGUAUCAUUGCACCAAAGCAGAACAUCUUCAGCAUUGCUGACACCAAAUUUGUCAACUUCGACACUGGAAAGUGUUCUGCAUUGUCUGGCUGCUCCCAGUGCAAGUUCAGGCAAGGAGGUUUCCAAGUGCAAGUUAAGGGACUCACCUUUGAAAACUCACCCAACAAGAUGAGGUUCCAGUGGGAAUACGAGACCAUCUGGAUAGAUGCUGAUGGCUCCCUCACCGGUCAAGCAGAGAAUGUUUUAGUGCCAUCCAUGGGCAUCCUUCCCCCGUCCAGUUGCCAGAUUAAUGUCACAGCAUUUUCCGUCAACCCCGAGGCGCCAGGUUCUGUCUGCACUGGUCUGAAGUUCCUGCGAUUCAACGUCAAAGGGCCCAACAUCAAACCAGAUUCUCUCCAAGGGAAGGAGAUCAUCGUGUCCAACGCCCACGGCAGCACACGUGUCCCAUACAGAAUCAAGAGACUGACUACAGAGGGAUGGAUGGGCAUUUUACCCACAGGCGAUAACUACCAGUGGGAAUUCAAUGGUGCCCAACAGAUCACCAAUUUGACCUAUGACGCAGAGGUACGCCUUAUGGAGAAUGGCAACUACUUCUUCGUCUCUCACGAGUUCAUCCAACGCCCUGACUCUUUUGGAACCCUGGGAACACAGAGGAACAGCACCAUUGCUCUUCCAGACCCGAAUACCAACGUGCACGGUGAUUACUACUGGAAUAACGACACCAUGACAAUGACUUACAUGGUAAGCUCGACUCAGGGACGUCGUAGAAGGACCGUCUUCGAUGGCCGCGUACCAGGCUUCCAGCGAAACAUUAAAUUCCAGGUCUACAGGUGCUACUUCGAAAACUGCAUCACUCCCACCCCCCCACCGGUACCCACAGGCCGACCAGACACCACCUUCAGGUGGUCAGACACGGAGACGUGGAAGGAGGUACCCGUGGGAUCAGGAGGGCAUCCCACUGAGGGCACCUAUGGCCUGCCCGUGGCAGGAGAUGAGAUUAUCGUCCCACCUGGAAUGUGGCUGAUUGUGGAUAUUGCAACGCCCCCCCUUGCCCGAGUCUACGUCUAUGGCGCCAUCGAAUUUGAAGACACAAUGCACCACACCUUCAGUGCAACCAUCAUUUACCUUCAGGGUGGCUCAGUUGUAGCAGGAUUCUCAGAGGAUGCUCCGUUCACUCACAAUUUGAACAUCGUCCUCCGUGGGUCACUUGAUCCCACAGACCCAGACAACGUGGACAUGCCCAUGCCCAUGGGCGUUCCUAGUGUGGGUUGGAAAGCAAUUGGUGUAUUUGGUCAGUUAACUCUACAUGGAGUGCAUGCAGGCAGUGCCUGGGCGAAGUUGGGUGCUACAGCAGCUGCAGGAGCUACACAAGUCACUCUGGCUGAAGCUGCAGAUCCUUCUUGGGUUGGCAAGGAGGUGAUGAUAACCACUACCAGCAAAGAGGCUUUAGAAACGGAGAUCAAGACAGUUACUGCUGUGUCUGGAUCAACACUGACUCUUAAUACUCCCUUAGAAUUCGAUCAUUUGGGUGAAAGCUUCACAUUAAGUGACGGUACUACCUCCUUCACCAUGGCUGGAGAAGUAGGCAUCCUCUCGCGCAACAUCCGCAUUGAAGGCAACGAUUAUCCUGACCUCCAGGAGGACAGUUUUGGUGGACGUAUUGUCGUUUCAAAAAUGAAUGUGGACGGUGUUGAAUAUGUUGGUCAAGUCCAACUCAGCAACGUGGAACUGAAGAACAUGGGACAGGAGGGUUUCACUGACGUUGAUGAUCCCAGGUACUCUCUUGCUUUCGUUGGACUGGGUGUUGACGAUGGUUCCAAUUACGUUAAGAGGUGCUCCUUCAAUAAGAACUACAACACUGCUGUUGGAAUGUUUGGCACGGAUAAUGUCACCAUUGAAGAUAACGUGAUCUACCAUACUGUUGGACCUUGUAUCAGGGAUGACAGUUCAGACAACACCUACCGAGGCAAUCUUCUGUCGGUGAUGCUCUUCCCUGGAACCUACAACGGUCGUUUCGAAGAUCAGAAUCUGGAUUGGUUUGGUGCAUUCGCGCUCAACAAGGCAAUGGGUGUUGUUCUUGAAAACAAUGUUGUUGCUGGGUCUGAACAAGCUGGAUACCAGACAUUUGGUGAGCCGUGCGAAGACGCAACCCUCUGGCAAAAUAAUGAAGUUCAUGGUGCAAUCUAUGGUGUCAUGAUAUGGCGCAAAGGUUCAGGAGCAGCUGUUGAUGAAUGUAGACGUAUCAGCAACGUCUAUGCUUGGAGAGCUUGGGACACUGCCUUCUACAUGCAAGACUACUCAAGCUUCUUGCUUAGCAAUGUAAAAGCCGUCGACUCCCGAGUGGGAGCCGUUCAAAUCGCCUACGCUCCACAUUCUCUGACUCACCAGUUCUUAGACAAGACCGCCGUGACCGAGGACUCGGUCUUCGUUGGAGCCUCGCCGUUCCACACCUGCGACUACCAAGCGUCGACGCCGGCCAUCCACACCUUCCAGGAGAAACACCUCUGGAGAGGAGGAAUCAACGGAGGGCAUUCCGGAAUCGUCUUUGCCUCCUUCGUUUCUGUGCCGAAUAUGGCACCGAAGCACGGGUUCGCCGACGCUGACAGCUACCCUGCCCUGCACGGAGGCAUGUUCGUCAGGAACACUGUCUUCGCUAACUAUGGCACCCGUUCUUGCGGAACUGACGUGGCCCUCAUAACGAAUCCUACUGGAGACGAUGGUAUCCACCCUAUUUUCACCAGCGGCCUCACCUUCAUCAACACGGCUUCCGAUCAUUACAUGUUCAUGCAAGAACCAAAUCUCGCCCGUAUAAAUCCAUCAGAUUGUGUUGAUAUGGACUGCGAUGGUCUCAAGAAGAUUGUGGUCACAGAUUUGGAUGGCACCCUUCUUGGCUCUGCUGACGCCACAGCAACAUCUAUGGCUGAAUUUGAAUGGGACGGUGACCGCUCACGUGGUGUGGGUGACUACAGGAUCCCUGUGGCUCUGAAGCAAAAUCCAGAUGGAUCUGCGAUCCCUGCCAGUGCGAAGUUCCCCAACAAAGGAAUCGUGCGCGAUGCCUCCUGCUCGCUCGUGACUGCAUGGCGCGCAUGGAAGUGUACCGCGCUCAGGCACCGCAUGAUGAUCAUCGAGAGCAUGGACAGUGACACAGAGAUCCGACGACUGUCCCCCAUCGCUCUGAUUGCUAAUCCAGGAACCAAUGGGUAUGUGGACCUUAUUAAUGGACCCAUGGACCGAGGAUGGUGCUUCGGGUACACGUGUCAGGAGAGGAUCUCGACCUUCUACACAAUUGUUGCCUCCACCUAUACGUAUGAAAUGGGUAUGACUAGCACUCCACCUCAGGUCAUGCGCCUCCAUCUGCUGCACUCGGACGCGAGCGAGACGGUGCUGCUACGCAUCUUCUUCCCCAAGAUGCAGCGUUACGACGUCUAUGUGGACGGCACCUUGGUCAAACCCACCAACAUUGACACAUCUUCCACUGCCUACAAGCUGUUGCCUGUUGAUCCAAAUAAUCCUCAAGCUUUCUACCCUACACACAGUGAUCCCGUAGGAUCCAACUUCUUGGAGAGAUCCCGUAAGAUGCUGCAUGUGCUCCUGAAGGGAGGACACAUGGUCCAAAUCAAGACGAGGCCCAUGGUUGUCCUGAGCACCGGAGCGGUCGUGAGUGAAUCGGACUUCUACGAGGAGAAUCUGGUAGCUAACGUGGCCGCCAUGUUGGGCAUCUCCCCAGACAACAUUGUCGUCACCAACAUUGUCAGGGAGACCAGUGGCAGGCACAAAAGGGAAGCCACUGUGUCCUUCACAGCUACUUUCGAAGUCUCCAGCGCCCCGACGACAACGGCCACUGGUACUGACAGUGCAGCAACUGGACAGCUCCUCUCCUAUGACCAACUGUCGCACUCAGUCGCAAACCUAGUGAAUUCAUUCCAGGGAGACUGCCCCACUUGCUCCAUGAAUUUGUUGUCACUCGAGGUUGAAGAUCCUAUCCCACCUCCAGAGCCAGCAGGAGAACAUGCAACUGAAGCAUCUGGUUCUGUUAUCAUCGAAGGUGGCCAGCUGUACAGCAAUGUUAAGCAGGAGCAAGAGAAUGCUAAGCUCAACCAGAGUCUACAGGCAACUGUAUACGAAGAACCCAGUGGAUCGACAGUAGAAGAAGGUGUCCCAGUGGAUAAUGUUGCAUUCACACCCUUCGCUGUUCAACCUGUCAUUACUGUCCACACGAGUGAUGGAGGCGAUAUAGAAGACCUCGGUUAUGCUAGUGAACCAUGGGAAUUCCAAGCUGUCCUCAGCGGUGGACCCCCAGGUGCCGUGCUUAUGGGAACGACCAUCGUCCCGUACAGGGAUGGGUCUGCCAACUUUACCAAUUUAGCGGUUAAUCGAGCUGGUGAAGGUUACACUCUGUCCUUUGUCAUCGCUUCUCCGCACACAGCAACUGUGCUGAAUACUGGACUUGGUUACACAUUCCGAACUGCCCAGAAACCUGUAUCGCUGAGGAUCGUAUCCCAACCUGCCUUUGUCAAUGCCAAGACAGACUUCUACUUGGAUUUCGUCCUCUUUGAUGAGGAUGCUGGCAUGGCAAUUGAUCCUGCACUGUUGACUGGCCAAACACUAAACGGCAAGAUCCAAAUAACCAACAAGAAGAAGGAUGGUAAACUGCUUGGAAACACAAAGUUCACUUUGACUGAUGGGGACAUCUCCCAGUUUACGCUUGGUCCGUUCCAAAUUACUGUUGCCGAGCCAAAUUACCGACUGCAGACUAAAAUCGAGGUUACACCAGCAGGAUGGAGCCAGGCCGUCAAAACUGAUGCUUUCCCUGUCCUGCCGCAAGAUCUGGUUAUCCCCGAAGACGCCAUAACCAAGAAGAUAUCCAUGAAAGGAUUGUGGGGCAAAAGCAAGGUCCUGAAGGGAAACAAGGCAGAGUUCCUAAAUAAGUUGAACAGCGAGCUGAACGAGAAGGUCGGAGGAGCCUACUACUUCGACUUCGAACUCAGAGGCAGCAAGCGUCCUUUGGCACUUCUGAAGGCUAUGGGAAGCCCCGCCCAACUGGACACCGCCUUGGAAACUCUCUGUGACGCCUUGAAGAACCAGAGGAUUAAAGUCAGGAUCGAGAGGCAGAAAUUCGUCAUGGGCCAACUGCGUGUCGAUGGAAAGAGGCGUAAACGAUGCGACGCCCCCAAGGGAUAAAAUGGGCGGUAUUUUUGGUUAAUUAAAAGUCACCUUGUUCGCCUCGUUAGAGGUAGAACAUGGUGAAGGAGUACAAAGAUGGUGGCCUACGAGUUUUUUUAUGCUAGCAUUUUUUCGUUUAUGUUAAUGGUUCUGGGAAUCAAAGCAAUUAUGGAUUUUUUGGUAUAUUUUUUUGGUAUAAGCAACGUUAAACUGAUAGCUACGCGUUUUCUAUUAUUUCGAUGAUUAAAAAGUGGCCAAUUUUUAUCGUUUGAAAGCAAAAUGACUAAUUCAGAAUUUAAUUGACAAACAACUGUAGACAAUUAAUUAUUAGCAUUCCAAUUCAUGUUUUCUUAUUUAACAAACAACUCUAAGACUCAAUUCUUUAGCAUUCCAAUUCACGUUUCCUUGAUCGACGAGCAACUCUACACUCUAAAACGUUCGGUUGACUGAUAAAAAUGGUAGUACUUGGCAUCACAGCCGACGACGGAAAUCGUCAAAGUUUCAAAAUGUUAUCUUUCGUACAACGAACGGCCAUUUAAACAUUUUAAUAAGAAUACUGCUGCUUUCUGGAGACAAAUAAAUGUAGUUUUGGAGA